This is a messenger RNA of Effrenium voratum, 1261 nucleotides long. Lineage: Eukaryota; Dinophyceae; Suessiales; Symbiodiniaceae. The record is from the annotation of a GenBank genome assembly.
UGGUUUUGAAGGGAAUCGAUUUCGCGACGGGUCAUAUUUUCUUCUUUUCCAGAGGGCAUACAGCGCAACUGGAAGCUUUCCAUCUCCGAAGCGCGGCUCACUGCGGUAGCUUCCAGAUCACCUGAGCACCGCCCAGUGAGCUCGCGCGCGCCCGCUCUCGCAAGAGCAAUCGCCAUGGUGAUGACGUCAAGCUUCCGCGCUGCCCUCGGGCUGCUGCGGCAGAGCAUGCGCAGCGUGCCGCGCGCCAUGCUGGCGCCGGAGACGCUGGCGACCUACCUGCAGCCGGUGACCAACUCCGUGGGUUUUCCCGCCAUGUUGCUGCCCUCGGGCGUCGACGUGGAGCUGGACACCGUCGGUGGCGUGCAGGGGGAGUGGCUGCUGCCGGCGGAGGCCUCCGAGGAUUUGCUGGUGUGGGCGCACGGCGGCGGCUUCGCGUUUUGUUCCCCUGGCACGCACCGGCAGUUCCUGGCGCGCGUGGCGGCGCGCACCAAGUGCGCGAUCUUCUGCCCCAACUAUCGCAAGCCCCCGAGGCACACCUUCCCCGAGCCCGGGCUGGACGUUUGGAAGGCCUACGGGGCGCUGCGCUCCAAACGCACCCGGAUGUUUCUGGGCGGCGACAGCGCGGGCGGGAACUUGGCGCUGCAAGUGGCGAGGAGGGAGCCGAAAACUGUGGCGGGGCUGGUGCUUCUGUCGCCCUGGGUCGACUUAGCGGAUGUGUCCAGCAGCUCCUGGACGGACUUCCGGGACAUCGACUUCAUCCCGGCGGAGCAGUCGCGGCUCACGGCGGAGCUCUACGCGGGGGAGGGCGUUGAUUUGGAGGACCCGGAGCUCUCGCCCGCGCGCCAGGAGAGCUGGCCGGAAGGGUUUCCGCCGGUUCUGCUGGAGUAUGCGGGCGCCGAGGUCUUCCGGUCCCAGAUCGAGCGGCUGUGCAAGGUCUUGAAGCGGAGCGGAGUCGAAGUCGUGGCGCACUGCGAGGAGCGCCAGGUGCACGUCUAUCCCAUCCUCGAUUUUUUUGCCCCAGAUCCAGUGAUGUCUGAGGGCUUCUUCGCUCGGCUGGAGAAGUUUGUGAAGCUCCGAAACGGGAGCUGACGAAGGCUUGAGGUCGCCGGACAAUGGAGAUCGCGGGCCUCCGCUCUCGGAAAAUUGUUGUUUUUGUCCAGCGAAGUCCGACGUUCCCAAGCUUUUGCUUCCCGCCCGAGUGGGACAAACUCUUGGGGCCAAAGCAGCCCCGCGAACGUGCAGGCACAAAGAGUGCAGGGAA